This is a messenger RNA of Meloidogyne enterolobii, 345 nucleotides long. Lineage: Eukaryota; Metazoa; Nematoda; Chromadorea; Rhabditida; Meloidogynidae. The record is from the annotation of a GenBank genome assembly.
AUGGCAUUGUUCAAAUCGCUGUUUUUGAUUAUGGGUAUCCAAAUUGGUGGUUGGAUGUUUUCUUCUAUAGGCUUCUAUCUAGUCGAUAAAGGAUUUAUUAAAAAAUUUAACGAAAAAAAUAAUGAUUUAAUUGGAAUAUCUAUUAAUUGUAUUAGCUCUUUAAGUUCAACUUUUGAAGUUCCUGCCGUUUUUCUUUCAAGCUCAGAACAUCGCAAAGCUUUAAAGAAAACUUUAGGCUACGAAACUUCUUCGGUCUAUCAAAUGACUGUACAAAAUAAAAUUUCUCCAACCAAAAAUCCUGUAAUGGUACAGCCAGCUACUCCCGAAAAUGUUCAGAAUAGCUAA